CCACAGACGAAUGGAGAGGGUAGCUGACCAGGGGAGGGGUGAGGGCUGCUGAAAGCUACCUUUGUGCCACGCCCAGACUAGCGAACUACUGCGCUAAGACUGCAUCUAAAUGCACCCGAACUCGUUGACUUUUGCACAGCAUCAAAUCAUCUGCAGCUCGCCAGCAUUGUUCAACGGCAGCAGACAAUCCCACCGAGCUUACUUCACAUGCUUGGCCAGCAGCAUCUUGCCAAAGUACCAACAUUGUGGCAGUCACUUUAUCGCAGAUGACUGUCGAGGAUAUUUUCUCCAGUACUUACGCCUUUCCGGGAUGCAAAGGAGGUAUUCCUUUUCUGGAUCUUCGCUCGAUUCGAAGAAGCCAGGACCACUAUUGGAAUUGCCUUUUCCGUUUCAGCGGCCUGCAUUAACGAGACUACAUGGUUUGUUGCUCGCGUGUUCUACUCGGCAUCGCGGCCGAGCACACAGAGACAGUUGACUGUGGUUCCUUUGACCGGCGAUAUCUGAUCAAUGCUUGCUCUGUGAACAUAAGGUCGGUAAAUACCUCUUCACUACAAGACGAAACUCAACAAAUCUCCGUUCGACCUUGUCUGCUCUUUUUGCGCCUUGGCGAGCCGGGGAAAGUGUUGUUUGGAACGACGACCGCCCUGAAGGUCCCGAUCAGGUAUAAACACGUCUGGGAUUUCUGUUCCCGGAACUAGAUUUUCUAUGGUCAUCCCUGGCGGCGGGACAGCGACCCAGACGAUGACACCUGUCUCGCAGGCACUUCGUGGUAAGGCUUUCUACCAUGAGAGGCCUAUCCAGCUUGUCGUGAGCCUUCAAUCGAAGUCCACGUGAACUAGAUGUAUGUCCCGCCACAGGUCCACCCGCGUUUUAGCACGGUUCGAGAUUCGAAAAUCUGUGUAACUCGACAUCGGACGGGAAUGAAAUACUUGGUAGCCUAUUGGCUGUCUAUCAACCACUCAAGCAUAAUAACGAAGACGACAAGUCGAACGAAAAUUACACUUCUUGCCUUGGGUGGGAGACUAUCAACUGCAAAGAGUGCGUUUUCGUGUACUGAGAUAGGGUCGUCGAGUUUCUGCGCGGUCGCGAAAGUCAGGUUCAAGUUGGCCGUGACAGCAAACCAAAGUCUGUCGCACCGUGUUCCGUCAAUACGGGUGUCUACAAGGGCGGAUCGACGACAUGCAUGCCUGAGAACCUUUGGGUAUGCUCUAGAUCUCGAUGACAGUCAUUGAUGAACCACUCCAUAAGAAAGACUACUGAAGAUCUCGGGACAUCGGAUAUGUAAUUUGAACAUCAGAGAGUGAAGCCAUAUUCCGUUCUAGGCACAACUGAAAAGCUGAUCAGCAUUACGAAGAUGAUUCAAAGCCAGAUUCUGCAGAUGAAAUCACAGAAAUGAUGCUA
Molecule: messenger RNA, 1401 nt
Organism: Exophiala xenobiotica
Lineage: Eukaryota; Fungi; Ascomycota; Eurotiomycetes; Chaetothyriales; Herpotrichiellaceae
Exons: 1
Coding region: 840-1232 (130 amino acids)
Source: RefSeq, a predicted model, not a curated record